AUGGAACCUCGUCAACGGAGAGGUCCUUGGUCCAACACCGAGGACCGUUUCCUUCUGAGCCUGAUUGGAAAUCGAGGCCCUUUGAACUGGGUUCGCAUCGCUCAAGUUCUUGGAUCCCGUACCCCAAAGCAAUGCCGAGAACGCUAUCACCAGAAUCUUAAACCAUCUUUAAAUCAUGACCCUAUUACACCCGAGGAAGGCGCCAAGAUCGAGUAUUUGGUAGAAACUGUUGGAAAACGAUGGGCCGAGAUUGCCCGCCGCCUUGACGGACGAAGUGACAACGCGGUCAAAAACUGGUGGAAUGGAAGUCAAAAUCGAAAGAAGCGCUCCGAACGCCGACGCCGUGCUUCAAAUUCAACAUCCGCAGCUCAAUCACCAUCGUCGACUUCGUCCUCGCCGCUGCCAUCAUUUGAUCAUGGCAUGCAACGAGCGCCACUUUCAAUCAUGAGCCCGAUACUUCCCGCGCCAUUUUCCAACAAUCUAAGGUCACCUAUGUCUGGCUCCAGGAGUCGAAUUGGGUCUUUGGUGGAUGGCCCUCUUCCAUCACCAUGCUCUUCUGAGCCAUCAGAUUUGGAUUCAAGCGCCCAUUACACGACGUCCCCAGCUGAUCGACCACGCUCACUUUAUUCUCAAAUACCACAGGUUGAGCUCCCUCCAUUGCGCGGAUGGCCAGAACCCGUUCCGGCAGAGUCUCAGCUGCCUCGUAUUAGUCCAAUGGGCAGGCUUGAUGAAGGGAGGUUUGGCAGGGACUUCGUGCGCCUGCCUCCAUUGUCUAGUCCAUCCGAACCCAUGACAACACCUGCUUUACCGACAUUGCAGAAGGAGGAGGAAGGGAAAGACCUGCGACAUGAGCAAUCGCAGCGAGAACCACAGCUUCCUCCCCGACAUUUGGGGGCAUCAGACUCAAGUGCCGAGGAAGCUAGCAACGACACGGGUUAUAAAAUGAGACUUGCGUCACUAUUGGCGUAG
Messenger RNA from Metarhizium brunneum ARSEF 3297, 969 nucleotides. It is a transcript of the gene rca-1, whose product is annotated as Myb-like DNA-binding protein myb-1. Gene Ontology annotation, biological process: mitotic cell cycle; positive regulation of transcription by RNA polymerase II. The record is from RefSeq and is a predicted model, not a curated record. Lineage: Eukaryota; Fungi; Ascomycota; Sordariomycetes; Hypocreales; Clavicipitaceae.